GCAGGCAAAAAUGUUUUGAAAAGGGAUGUGGUGCAACCAUUAUAAUAAAUGUUGCCUCUAAUAUGCCUCCAAACCGAGCGCUAUCCCCGUUGACCCCUAGUGUGGUCACGGCGGCGUGAGGUCCGAGGGGCCCUGGGGUGUUGAAUAGGCCUUUAGAAAGCGCUGGUGCGUUGGCGAAGUUGCUGACUCAGGGAGGAGGUCACCACGCGCCACCCCCCCUUUCCGGCGGCACCCCCCCUUCGACCCGUGGCGGCCCAGUCAGGUUGCUCAUCCAGCGCAGAGAGCAUGUCAGCAUCCUAGCACUCACUCAGCCCCCCCAACAAUCAGCUGGAGGAACAAACUCUUUUGCAGAUGCAGAGUGGCGUAGCGCUCAAUGACGAACCCAGGUAAGUCGACCCCACGUGAUCCUCGAGCUCUUCACCGCCGCGCCCCGUCCUGCCCACCGCCGCUCUUUGCUGCCCACCCUCGAUUGUUUGGUUGGCACAAUUUGAAGCUGGGAGGGGGGGUACGGCGUCAAAUCACACGUUUAAUAGAAUACGAGCAGGCCUUUGUUGACCCUCGUGGCCAGGCCCUUCUGGAACACGCCGCCCAUCUGGAUGGAUCGGCCAAAGAAUGCCAACAUGGCAGCCGCCGCAGAAUAGCCACAAAGACGUUUUCCUCUAGCCGCCGCUAACCUCCGCAUUCUUAAUCUGCCGCUUCUACCUCCGGUUUGAAUAUGACACUUUGAAAUGCGUACGAAUCGGACUCGAGGUUAGGUUGGAUUACAGCGACCGAAUUUGGCCAUCACGUUAAUGCCUGGAAAGCAUAUGUACUUUUUGGUCUCUGACAAGAAGAAUAAGGAUGGCCAGACGCGGGAGCAGGACUACUCUUCUGAAAGCCAUUACAGAAUUGUCUCGCCAACAUUCCAGUAUAAGAUGAGCCACCGGCGAGUGGGCAAGUGCAUCAUCAUCAACAACAAAAACUUUGAAGAAAGGACAGGGAUGAAUGUCCGCAACGGGACAGACCGCGACGCCGGCGAGCUCUUCAAGUGCUUCAAGAGUCUGGGCUUCAACGUCUUCAUCUACAACGAUCAGACCUGCGAGAAGAUGGAGCGUCUCCUCAGAGAGGCUUCAGAGGAAGACCACAGCGACAGCUCGUGUUUCGCCUGCAUCCUGCUGAGCCACGGCGAAGAGGGCAUGAUCUACGGCACGGACGGCGCCAUGCCCAUCAAGACCAUGACCUCGCUCUUCAGGGGGGACAUGUGCAAAAGUCUGGUGGGGAAGCCCAAGCUCUUCUUUAUCCAGGCUUGUCGGGGUUCCGAAUUCGAUGACGGCAUCCAGACGGAUUCGGGUCCGCCCAACGACACCCUGGAGACGGACGCCAACCCGAGACAUAAGAUCCCGGUGGAGGCCGAUUUCCUCUUUGCCUACUCCACGGUCCCGGGGUACUACUCCUGGAGGAACCCCGGGCGCGGCUCCUGGUUCGUGCAGGCGCUGUGCAACGUCCUCAACGAGUUCGGCAAGCAGCUGGAGAUCAUGCAGAUCCUGACCCGCGUCAACUACAUGGUGGCCACCAGCUUCGAGUCCUGGUCCGAGGACCCGCGCUUUAGCGAGAAGAAGCAGAUCCCCUGCGUGGUCUCCAUGCUGACCAAGGAGCUCUAUUUCAACUGACGACGGCGGGGACGGACCGAGCCGUCCGAGAAGCAUUCAGGGAUGAUUCCGGCCCCGGCGGGAACAAGCGCUGCACUUUGGAUUGGGCCCGAAACGGAAUCUUUUUAUAGUGGCACUCCACUUUCUGGGUUUUUUUUUUUUUUCUUUUCCUCCUCUCUUCUUCAGGUUUUUCUUCACAACAGUGGCGUCACGUUUAAUCGGAUCUUUGUCAGCAGGCAUUGUGAGAUAUGCAUGUUCUUCUACUACCACUUCACUUUUGUUCCCGCACUUGUCGCUGCCAUUUCCUUGUCUGAAUAGGUGCCGUCUCGUCAUUUUCACUCGCAACAAGUUCGGACCAUAGAGACAAAAACCGCAACUUUGAGUUGAAACCACCAUCCUCAGGUUCAUUCAUGUCCCGUACAACGUUGAAAAAAAAUUGUAACCUGUUAACGUACUGUUUGCGAUCCAAAAUGAGUUUUUUGAAAGUGCGGACAAACUCAUUCAGUAUAGAAAUGAAACAUUUAUCAUGAGUGGAAAUCAUCUAAAAAUUUAAAUAAUCCAAUAAAUGAAAAAAAUGACCGUAAUUGGUUAUUUUUAAGUAUGACCCACUUUAGAAUCAUAAAUUAGAAAAAAAUUAAUAAAUCUAAUUUUCUGAUCUGAUUGGUGCCACCAUCGAAGAAGAAUUUCACUGUUUUCACGCAAGCUUGAUUGGAAGGCCUGCAAAUUGUGCCUUGAAAAACGAACAUUUCUGUUUAAUUGUAAGAAAAUCUCAUUUCUAUCGCAAUAUGGGACAAACGUUUGUCUGUGUGCUUGUGUCCAUCACAGAGGCAGCUAUUGACGAUGACAAGUGUCAACCUCACGGUACCCUUUCUCCGUGUCGCCGCACUCAUUCUCACACGUUGUCCGUGUUUUAUUUUUAUUUUUAAAUCGGUCUUUGAACAAUUUGAACACACCGGUGCCGAGCAAUGACAAACUUUCCGUUUGAAAACCCAAAACCGAGUAAAAUCGAUCCCUGGGAUCUCUGAUCCUAACCCAAACUGUGCAGAAAGGAGUGUUUGCGCCACUAUUAUGUUUUUUCCCCCCAUCAUUAUUUAGGGGUUCCAUUUUAAAUGCUUUCUGGUGUUAAAUGCUGUUGUCCUCACUAAAUUUAUUUGAAAGGCUUUAGAUGCAUGCAUGAAGUAAAAAAAACAAAUCAUCUGAACCAGUGUUGAAAAAAACACACACACAUCCAAACAGAAGAAUGCUUAUGUAAAAUUUUUAAAUAUGAAUUUCUUGUGUUAUGAGCUGAGUGGUUUGUAGCAACGCAUACAACCUACUGUACCCAACCACACAUUUUGUUAACUAAUUGGUUGUUUCUUGUACAUAAAAGAAAUGUGUGUAAAAUAAACAUUUACACAUUUUAUAUCGAA
Syngnathus acus (greater pipefish) is the source of this 3037-nucleotide messenger RNA. RefSeq names its product caspase 7, apoptosis-related cysteine peptidase (gene casp7). The record is from RefSeq and is a predicted model, not a curated record. The coding region runs from base 792 to 1649 and encodes 285 amino acids. The transcript is spliced from 6 exons. Gene Ontology annotation, cellular component: cytoplasm. NCBI's taxonomy places the organism in Eukaryota, Metazoa, Chordata, Actinopteri, Syngnathiformes, Syngnathidae. Gene Ontology annotation, biological process: proteolysis; apoptotic process.